This is a messenger RNA of Cavenderia fasciculata, 1392 nucleotides long. RefSeq names its product hydroxymethylglutaryl-CoA synthase (gene hgsA). Gene Ontology annotation, molecular function: hydroxymethylglutaryl-CoA synthase activity. Gene Ontology annotation, biological process: acetyl-CoA metabolic process. The record is from RefSeq and is a predicted model, not a curated record. Bases 1 to 1392 code for a protein of 463 amino acids. The transcript is spliced from 2 exons. NCBI's taxonomy places the organism in Eukaryota, Evosea, Eumycetozoa, Acytosteliales, Cavenderiaceae.
AUGAAUAAUACAAGACCAGAAAAUGUUGGUAUUUUAGGAAUGGAAAUCUAUUUUCCAAAGACCUAUGUAGCCCAAGAAGAUUUGGAAAAGUUUGAUGGAGUCUCUGCCGGUAAAUACACUGUCGGUCUUGGCCAAACCAAUAUGUCCUUUUGCGGUGAUCGUGAGGACAUUUACUCAUUGUCACUCAAUGCCGUCUCGAAUCUCUUGGAAAAGUACAACGUUGAUCCACACUCGAUCGGUCGUCUUGAAGUCGGUACCGAGACUGUCAUUGACAAGGCCAAAUCCAUCAAGACUGUUUUGAUGGAUCUCUUUGCCGCCUCGGGCAACACCUCUAUCGAUGGUAUCGACACCAUCAACGCCUGCUACGGUGGUACCUCUGCCUUGCACAAUGCCCUCCAAUGGAUCGAGUCCUCGUACUGGGAUGGUCGUAACGCCAUUGUCGUCGCCGGUGAUAUUGCCGUUUAUGAAAAGGGUCCAGCCCGUCCAACCGGUGGUGCCGGUGUCGUUGCCAUGCUCAUUGGUCCAAACGCACCCAUCACCUUUGAGUCUGGUCUCCGUGGUGUCCACAUGGAGAAUGUCUAUGACUUUUACAAGCCUGACAUGGAAUCCGAGUACCCACGUGUCGACGGUAAGCUCUCCAUCUCUUGUUACCUCCGUGCCAUCGAUAACUGCUACGGUCGUUACCGUAACACCUUUGAGCGUAAAUACAGUCCCUCUAAAUUCGAUCUCUCUCAAGUCGACUAUGCCAUCUUCCAUUCACCAUACAACAAAUUGGUUCAAAAAUCUUUUGGUAGAAUGUUAUACAAUGACUUUUUAAAUAAUCCAAAUGAAGAAAAGUUCAAGUCACUUCAACAAUAUGCUUCAUUGAAGCCUGAAGAGACCUACUUUAACACUGACUUGGAAAAGGCAUUGAUCAGUCUCUCCAAGGAAGACUAUAACACCAAGGUAGCUCCAUCGACCCUCUUGGCCAAACAACUCGGUAACACCUACUGUGGCAGUACCUAUUCAGGCUUGUUGUCACUCUUUAACGAGCGUAGCAAGGAUUUGAUUGGUAAGCGUGUCCUCACAUUCUCGUACGGUUCUGGUUUAUCAGCCUCGGCCUUCUCUUUCAAAGUUCGUUCAUCGAUCGAGGAGAUGGUCCAAAAGGUAGAUCUCAAGAACCGUCUUGAUGCCCGUACCCGUGUCACUCCAGAGGAAUUCACCUCCACCCUUACUCUCCGUGAACAACGUCACAACCUCAAGGACUACACUCCAUCCGACUCUGUCAAUAGUCUCUUCCCCAAUUCCUUCUACUUGAAGCGUGUCGAUGAUGUUGGUAGAAGACAAUACGACCGUACCUAUUCUACUCUUCGUCGUGUUUACAAUGUUGCCAAAUGUUUAAAGAAAAUCUAG